AUGGAAGCUACUUUCUCUGAGCUUUUCGCUCCUUUCGCCCAACAUAAUGACGAGAAAAAGUUUUCCUUUGUAACUUUAUUUUGUUUUCGUAAGCUGCACGCUUUAUUUGCUUCUUGGAAAAGUUGGAUGGAAGACGGGCCUCCGAUAGAUACGGAAUCCUUGAAUGAUGGUCGAGCCCUAGUAGAACGUGAACAACGAAAAGGCGAUGUGAUUAGCCCGACCAGAGCUGUAAUGACCCUUUCGAAGUCUAUGUUCAAUGCCGGAUGUUUUUCUCUUCCGUAUGCUUGGAAACUUGGCGGUCUUUGGGUUUCAUUUGUGAUGUCCUUUGUAAUUUGCGGCUUUAAUUGGUAUGGAAACCAUAUUCUUGUGCGUUCCAGUCAACAUCUUGCUAGGAAGUCCGAAAGAUCGGCAUUAGAUUAUGGUCACUUUGCUAAGAAAGUCUGUGACUAUUCUGAUAUACGAUUUCUUCGCAACAAUUCGAAGGCAGUCAUGUAUGUCGUCAAUAUUACUAUCUUGUUUUAUCAGUUGGGAAUGUGCAGUGUGGCAAUCUUGUUUAUUUCGGAUAACAUGGUAAAUUUGGUUGGAGAACACCUCGGCUCAACGCACCAAGAAAGGAUGAUUGUUGCAGCUACAAUUGCUCUUGUUCUUGUGGCUUGUACAAAUAUGUUCACCGAGAUUCGAGUUAUUUCAUUCUUCGCAUUGGUCUCUGCUAUAUUCUUCAUGCUCGGUUUGUUGGUGAUCAUGCAAUUCACUAUUCGACAACCAUCUCAAUGGCGCGAAUUACCUGCAUCAACGAAUUUUACGGGGACGAUAAUGAUGAUAGGAAUGGUUAUGUAUGCGUUUGAAGGACAGACGAUGAUAUUGCCCAUCGAAAAUAAACUGGAGCAUCCCGAAUAUUUUUUGGCGACUUUUGGUGUUCUGCCCACAACGAUGGUAAUUUGUGGUGCUUUUAUGACAGCUCUAGGCUUUUAUGGUUAUACGGGUUUUGGAGACAAGAUUGCUGCAACAAUUACAACUAAUGUACCAAAGGAAGGCCUCUAUUCGACUGUCAAUGUUUUUCUGAUGAUUCAAACUUUGCUCGGGCAUUCAGUGGCUUUAUAUGUAGUCUUCGACAUGUUUUAUAACGGGUUCCGUCGGAAAUUUUUGGCUAGAUUCCCUAACACGCCAAAAAUCGCAGUUGACAAAGGAUUUAGGUUAUUCUGGGUAUUUCUCACUUAUCUUAUGGCAAUCGGAAUUCCUCAGCUGGAAAUUAUGAUCCCUUUGGUCGGUGUUACUUCGGGGACGUUAUGUGCCCUUGUUUAUCCACCGUUGUUUGAAAUGAUAACAUUUUGGACUGACUGGAAGGGGCUGUUAACUUAUCGCCAACGAGUCCUAAAAAUAUCAUGGAACUGCUUCGUGAUCUGCCUUGGAAUCUUCGCAAUAGUUGCCGGUGUCUAUUCCAACAUAGUUGCCAUUGUGGCUUCGUUUAAACAACCAGAACCG
Molecule: messenger RNA, 1482 nt
Organism: Mesorhabditis belari
Lineage: Eukaryota; Metazoa; Nematoda; Chromadorea; Rhabditida; Rhabditidae
Source: the annotation of a GenBank genome assembly